AUGAAGCAAGCCAUGGAGAUGUUGUUAUGUAAGCUAGCUAAAGUCAACUGGACCCAAGUGAGUGUGAUUGUUGGAACAAUUCUGAUAGCGUUUCCCAUCUCGUUUUCGUGGUUUUACGGUAACUUGUCAUCGUACAUAGAUUCCUACUACAUCAAUAAACUCGGAGAAGACGGGCACAGCGUCGGUUCGAUGUGGAUGAUGGCUAUAUUUAGUUUUGGGAUGAACAUGGCCGUCGUGUUCUCGGGCAUGUUGUCUAAGAAAAUCGGGCCAUGGCUUACAGCAGCGGUUGCCAUGGUAGCGUACAACUUUGCUUUAUUCAUGUCAUUUUUCACCAUCCAGCACAGUUUCUGGCUGCUGCACGUGACGCUGGGUGCUCUUGGUGGAAUAAGUACUGGAGCCUGCUACUCUAUGGUACUCUACUUCCCAGUGUUGUGGGCGCCUGAGAAAGUGGCACUUGUCAGUUCUAUAGUUCUUGCCGCUCCUAUUGGCGGCAGCAUAAUUAUCAACCAAGUGAUAACUUUAUACAUCAAUCCUGAGAACGAUGAGCCAAACUUGAGUCUGGGACAGAGUCAUUACUUUAAUCAGGAUGACAUCAUUGAGAGGGUGCCUUAUGUUUUUUUAGUCAUAGGCGGCUUGUCUUCAUCUUUCCACGUCAUAUCGUUGUUGUUGCUGCGAAACCCAGUCUCUCCCAACACAACAACAACCAAACUAAAGGAAGCAAAUCUGGACGAGAAGACGACAUGUGAAGUAAAUUUGAACAAUUACUCGUCGAUAUCACAGGACCAAAGCAAGCCAGACCAGCAGGGUAGUGAUCUGCUUCAGGUAAAACAAGAAACUCACAUAUUUCCAUGGAAGACUUUGAAGUCUGUCAAUUUUUACUUGAUCACAUUUUCCGCCACUUUGAUGAUAGGUGCCUUUAUUGCAGAAAGCAACUAUUAUAAACAGUUUGGGCUAUUGUACAUAACUGACGACCAUUUUUUGACAAAUUUAGGUGUCGCUGUCAGCGUUGUUUCAACAGUGUGUCGCAUCUGUGUUUUUAGUUACGUGCUCGAGAAAUUUAGCUACAACACCGUGUCCAUUUUUGUCACUGCCUCUCAAGCUAUUGUAGUGGUGUUCUGGUAUUUUACUCCCAGAAUCGACAAGUGGUUGUACCUUUUUACCUACAUUUUCAUUCAAGCAAUUCAGAGUGGUUCCAUGAUUUUAUUUCCAUUAAUAACACUUCGAGUUUUUGGUCCUGAAGAUUAUGUGGUCAACUACGGGCUAGUCCUGCUCAUGGGCAGCGUCAUUCUGUUACUGACGCCAUUCUUGAUGCAGCUGAUUCUCCUUAACUUCGGCUGGUUCUGGGUCUUCUUUUCUAUUUCUUUGACAAGCGUGGCAGCACUGGUCAUGUUUAUGUAUCUGCCACAAGAUACAGCACACAGGAAGUAG
Molecule: messenger RNA, 1428 nt
Organism: Physella acuta
Lineage: Eukaryota; Metazoa; Mollusca; Gastropoda; Physidae
Biological process (GO): transmembrane transport
Molecular function (GO): transmembrane transporter activity
Source: RefSeq, a predicted model, not a curated record